AUGGCGGCCGCGCUGCUGCUGUUGCUGCGCGCUCUACGCCAGGGCCCGGGCCCAGGGCCCGGACAGCUGCGGAGCGUGGGCUCGAGCUGGAGCCCAGGCCCCUCCGCCGAGGUCUGGAGAAGUUGGCCAUGCUUCGCCCAGGGACCUCUGGGGGGCCUCGCUGGGCCUGGAGGCCGAGCCCUGCAGAGCUUGCAGUUGCCACUCCUGACCCCUACCUUUCAAGGGAUCAGUGGACUGUUACUGAAACAGCAUCUAACUAAGAAUCCAGUUAGACUCUGGAAACUUUUAGGUGGUGCCUGCUAUUUCAGCACCUCCGGGAUGAAGCAGAAUAGUAAGGACAAUGACAAAUCCAGGGCAAAGACUCCUGAAGACAAUGAAGAGGAAAGGAAGCGGAAGGAGCGAGAGGACCAGAUGUACCGCGAGCGGCUGCGUACCCUGUUCAUCAUUGCGGUCGUCAUGAGCCUGCUCAACUCCCUCAGCUCCAGUGGUGGCAACAUCUCCUGGAAUGACUUUGUCAAUGAGAUGCUGGCCAAGGGCGAGGUGCAGCGUGUCCAGGUGGUACCUGAGAGCGACGUGGUGGAGGUCUACCUGCACCCAGGAGCCGUGGUGUUUGGGCGGCCGCGGCUGGCCUUGAUGUACCGGAUGCAGGUCGCCAACAUUGACAAAUUUGAAGAGAAGCUUCGAGCAGCUGAAGACGAGCUGAAUAUCGAAGUAAAAGAUAGGAUCCCAGUGUCCUACAAGCGAACAGGAUUCUUUGGAAAUGCCCUAUACGCCUUGGGCAUGACGGCCGUGGGCCUGGCCAUCCUGUGGUACAUUUUCCGCCUUGCUGGGAUGACAGGCCGUGAAGGUGGAUUCAGUGCUUUUAAUCACCUCAAAAUGGCUCGUUUCACUAUUGUGGAUGGAAAGAUGGGGAAAGGUGUCAGCUUCAAAGACGUGGCAGGAAUGCAUGAAGCCAAAUUAGAAGUCAAAGAGUUUGUGGAUUAUCUAAAGAGCCCAGAACGUUUCCUCCAGCUUGGAGCCAAAGUUCCAAAGGGUGCGCUGCUGCUCGGCCCCCCUGGCUGUGGGAAGACCUUGCUGGCCAAGGCGGUGGCCACAGAGGCCCAGGUGCCAUUCUUGGCCAUGGCUGGCCCUGAGUUUGUGGAAGUCAUUGGAGGCCUCGGUGCUGCCCGGGUGCGGAGCCUCUUCAAGGAAGCCCGUCUCCGUGCCCCCUGCAUCGUGUACAUCGAUGAGAUCGAUGCCGUGGGCAAGAAGCGCUCCACCACCAUGUCUAGCUUCUCCAACACAGAGGAGGAACAGACGCUCAACCAGCUCCUGGUGGAAAUGGACGGAAUGGGCACAACAGAUCAUGUCAUCGUCCUAGCGUCCACAAACCGGGCCGACAUUCUGGACAACGCACUGAUGCGGCCUGGCCGGCUCGACCGCCACGUUUUCAUUGACCUCCCCACCCUGCAGGAGAGGAAAGAGAUCUUCGAGCAGCACCUCAAGAGUCUGAAGCUGAUGCGGGAGAGUGGAUUUUACUCACAGCGUCUGGCAGAGCUGACGCCCGGGUUCAGUGGUGCUGACAUUGCAAAUAUCUGCAACGAGGCUGCACUGCACGCCGCACGAGAGGGGCACACGUCUGUCCACACCUCCAACUUUGAAUACGCUGUGGAGCGCGUGUUGGCAGGCACUGCCAAGAAGAGCAAGAUCCUGUCGAAGGAGGAGCAGAGGGUGGUGGCAUUCCAUGAAUCGGGCCAUGCACUGGUUGGCUGGCUCCUAGAGCAUACAGAGGCCGUGAUGAAGGUCUCCAUCGCACCACGGACCAACGCGGCUCUGGGCUUCGCACAGAUGCUGCCACGGGACCAGCAUCUCUUCACCAAGGAGCAGCUGUUUGAGCGGAUGUGCAUGGCACUGGGUGGCCGCGCCUCCGAGGCCAUCUCCUUCAACAGGGUGACUUCUGGGGCACAGGAUGACCUGCAGAAGGUCACCCGGAUUGCUUACUCCAUGGUGAAACAGUUUGGGAUGGCGCCCAGCAUUGGCCCUGUCUCCUUCCCUGAUCCCCAGGAGACUCCAACUGGGAUUGGCCGGCGCCCUUUCAGCCAGGGCCUCCAGGACCUGAUGGAUCACGAAGCAAAGCUGCUGGUGGCUAAGGCCUACAGGCACACGGAGCAGGUACUGCGAGACAACAUGGACAAGCUGCAGGCGCUGGCCAACGCAUUGCUGGAAAAGGAAGUGAUCAACUACGAGGACAUUGAGGCCCUCAUCGGCCCACCUCCCCAUGGGCCCAAGAAGAUGAUCCUGCCCCAGAGGUGGGUUGACGCAGAGCAAGAAAAGCAGGACUCAGACGAAGAGGCUGCACAGCAGCCCCCACUCAGGAGAGAGGAGACCUCCUAG
This is a messenger RNA of Orycteropus afer afer, 2373 nucleotides long. It is a transcript of the gene SPG7, whose product is annotated as SPG7 matrix AAA peptidase subunit, paraplegin. NCBI's taxonomy places the organism in Eukaryota, Metazoa, Chordata, Mammalia, Tubulidentata, Orycteropodidae. The transcript is spliced from 17 exons. Gene Ontology annotation, molecular function: metalloendopeptidase activity; ATP-dependent peptidase activity; zinc ion binding. Gene Ontology annotation, biological process: mitochondrial protein processing; protein-containing complex assembly. The coding region runs from base 1 to 2373 and encodes 790 amino acids. Gene Ontology annotation, cellular component: membrane; m-AAA complex. The record is from RefSeq and is a predicted model, not a curated record.